Myodes glareolus (Bank vole) is the source of this 1052-nucleotide messenger RNA. It is a transcript of the gene C4H11orf65, whose product is annotated as chromosome 4 C11orf65 homolog. NCBI's taxonomy places the organism in Eukaryota, Metazoa, Chordata, Mammalia, Rodentia, Cricetidae. The record is from RefSeq and is a predicted model, not a curated record.
GAUUGGCAAGUCAAGGGACGCGUCCCCUCCCCGGCUCCUUUCUGCUCUCGUGUCUGGUCGGAACUUGGCCUGUUGCAGGACUUCAAGAUGCCUAGCAAAUUGCCCCCAGACCUUCCAAAGUGGGAACAGGCUGCAAGAAUCAUUCAGAGGGCCUGGAAAAGUUUCCUUAAUGUUGCAGUGUUCCAGCACUUUAAAAGCCUGAUUGACUUGAGACAACAGGGGGAGCCGCGUCAGAUAGUGAAGUAUAUUAAUCCCAAAGAGGCGGAGCUCCUAGAUGCUGCGGCUGGCAUUCAAGUCCGAUUCAGGCUGGGUGGGGUUAAAUUUCCACCAGAGAUAUACUAUAAAAUUUUUACUCACAGACAUGUUGAAGAUCUGUGUGCUAACAGCCCUAGAGAUUACACAAAGCUUCCAGCAAGAUACACAUCCCAUAACAAGAAUGAUCCGCCUCAGGUUGAGGACCACAGUGGCUGGUACCGCCGCAUAGAGAACAAUGGCUGGCGGCCUGUCUCCCAGAGAUUUUGGCUACCAUUUGAAAACGAAGUGUUGGAAAGCACAAAGGAAAGUGAAUUCCAUUUCUCUAAACUGAAGAGAAAGCAAGAUAUGGAAAAGAAAAGAAAAAUUAAAAAGAUAGAAUGGAUGCGGGAAAUGUACUACCUGGGAAGCCUGGAGGCCAAGACGACACAUCAUGAAACGCUAGGCCUAAUUCACAAAGCCACAAAAGGACUAAUUAAGAGUAUUGAAGAUGGCGGCGUGGAUUCUGUGAUGGAGUGGGAAGUAGACGAAGUGCUGAACUGGACGAACACACUCAACUUUGAUGAAUAUAUUGCUACCUGGAAAGAAACUGCUACAAGCAACUCUUCAGCUAAUUUAAAAGAUGUGAGGCUUGGACAAAUCCAGAAAACUCUGUAUAACUAUGCAGAUGGGUCAGAGGCACCAACAGAAGGACUAUAUGAGGAUAAUUACUAUGAAACUACUUACGUAAGGCCACAGUACACUAGCUUAACACCCAAUUCCAUGUUUGGAAUGAAACCAUAAAGGUCUUCCUGUUCUGA